Messenger RNA from Cephus cinctus (wheat stem sawfly), 2186 nucleotides. RefSeq lists its product as uncharacterized. The transcript is spliced from 2 exons. The record is from RefSeq and is a predicted model, not a curated record. Bases 130 to 2034 code for a protein of 634 amino acids. Lineage: Eukaryota; Metazoa; Arthropoda; Insecta; Hymenoptera; Cephidae.
AGAUCCUGUAAAUGAAAUGAUUGAGUUCGUCUGAAUAAUAAGAAGGAUAAAAAUUAAACGUGGAAAUGAAUUUGAAUUAGGAACUAAGAAGUGUCGCUACUUAACCAAGAACCUUUGAAACAUGCAGCCAUGUCUUCUUACACGUCCAGUAAAGGAAAUUCGUCAUUCUGUCCGUGCCCCACGAGGUCGAGGGUUGAAGAUGCCACUCUGGAUGAUAUUGCAGCAGUGGUAGCAGGUCUUAAUGAUAAAGUAUUACUACUUCGCAAGGAUAUACUAGGUCUCAAGUAUUUGGACACGACGAUCCACUCGGGCUCUGCAAGUCCAAUUGGUUAUGAUGCCAGAGAAAUACGGCCUAGUCUUGAAAAGAGGACACUAACUCAGACGUCACAUAAAAGGGGUAAACGCAUUCAGGAAGCUGGAGAUUCUAUACACAGUGACGAAUCUUCUUUGAAGUCUUUUAAUGGAGAGUACACAAAGUCAAAAGCUAGGAACUUGACAAAACCGAAAAGAAGUUCUGUAUUUAAGUUCGGAAAAUCGCAAGGAAGUAAAUAUGAAAAAGAUAAGAGACGGGAGAAGUUGUCUGAGUAUUCUGGGAAUUACGAAAUUUUUGAGCAGCCGACGUUUUUUCCUGCAUCGAAAAUUGAGGUUAUAGAGUCGCCAAAGGUGCAAUUUUCGGGAAAGCAUAAAAAAGUAAAAAAGAAGCCGUCGAGAAUCAAGGAAUUCAUACGUAAAGGAAGAGUGUCACAGUCGAAAUUUCAAAUGGAUGAAGUGACGAGGAAUAGAGGCAAUGGUGCUACAUUGAUUUUGAAUGAUUUUCAAGAAAGAGAAAAAUUAACAGGAGGACAAUCGUUGCGCAGUCCGGAUGUUCUUCACAAAUGUCAGAGUAUACAGAAAUCCCUGAAUCUCGCGAACAGUGUUUACUGUGAUUGCGAAAUGGCACCGCCAGUCUUUCGUAAAAUUGUAAGAAAAAGAAUUUCGAGAGGAGUACAGUACGAGGAUCCCAAAAUAUCAAAACCCAACGAACGUGCCUGUCUGAAUUGUUUCAAGCCUUGUAAGUGCUCUAAGAAACAUAGAAAGAAAAUGGCAAAUUCGUCAAAAUCUAAAAAACCGGGAACGCCCGUGGAUAAAGAUAGCGUCGAAGUUGUUUUCCGACCUGAAGAUCAGAUAGUAAAUUUGUCCAAGCGAGAAAAUUCUAAAAAAAUUAAUCCAUCUUCUGAUCAAAAUGACGUAAGAAAUGGCAGACAGAAAUUGAAUAGUACUGAAAUUUAUGGGUUUGACACACAUCAUCUAAAUAUACCUCUUCAUGAAUCCCUAAAAGGUAUUAAACACACGGAAGGAAUUUACUACUCAAGUAAAGAAAUUCCGAAACAGUCUAAAAAAAUGUCAGACAGAGAGACAAGAGGUAAAUACAAAGAGAAAAAUGCUGAGAGACAAUUCACAAGAUAUUCUAAAGAUUCUCAUGCAUUAAAUGAAAUGCAACUAGAGAAAUUGAAACAUGUCAGAAAAAACGAUCAGAAGUUAAAAAACAAUGACCAAUUUAUCAGUAACGGUGAUACCGCUAAAACGAUAGACGUUUUGAAUAAUGGGGAUUACACACCUAAUAUAAUUUCACUUAAUGAGCCAAUGAAUAAAAGAGCGCAAAGAAUGUCAGGAGGAGGCGAAGAGGAGUAUGAAUUGGCGAAAUGUUUCAAAACUCAAAAAAGAAGUGUUUUCGGCAUUGAUAAUACCAAAAAUCAAUCAAACAAUCUUAGUGACUGGUCCAUGACUAAAACUAUUUUUAAAAAAAUCACAGGAGGGCUAUUUUCAAAUCAAAUUUCUCUAUCUAAGGAUCAAAUAGAAGAAACAAGAACUUCAAGAAAUAAUACAAUUGAUGAAACCCUUCACGGAUUACGUUGCAACCGACAAAUAAAUGUUAAUAACAUUAAAAAACGGCUUGAUUCUUGUCUUGUUGAUUUAAAUAAUAUAAUGCUUGACGUAUCAUUUAUAUGUAAAGAAAAUCGGACUGCAAGAAGGUUUGCUGAUGAACCUAAAUAAAUUGCUGACAAUUAGAAAAUAUUAUUAAAAGGAAGCAUAUAACAUUUCGUAACAUAAUAUGUAUUCGCCUAUCAUCAGGAAAUAGGUAUACGUACUCACAUUCAUUCUGUAAUUAAAAAUCUAAGACGAAUAAUAAAGUGCAUCUUUUUCAA